CCUGACCGUCCGAUCAAAUCGCAUCCAAGGGACAUAAUUUCUCCACGCUACCUACCCAUCUCCCUUUGAUUAAUCACCCACUAUAUGGCUCUAAAUGCUUCCACGAACAUCACUCGUAAGGCGUCCGAUCAAACCCGAAUCCGACGGCUACUACCGUGUCAUCAAUGCCUUCUCCAACCUUCUACCUUAAUUCUCUGUUUCUUGUCCUACUGUCGCACUUACGUCCCGCUCUUUUUCCCACACCUACAAUAAUCUCUCAUCCUUGUUGCCUCUUUCUUGAAACUAUCUUGUUUUUUCUCUCGCUCUAUUCCUCAUUCCCUUUUUGCGUGGGCUGUUUCUGUAAUUUUGAGAAAGGAAAUGCAAGACCAAGCCACAAGUACUUCUUUGGUUGCCAGCUCUUUGCCUUCGAGCAGCGAGAGAUCUUCAAGCUCUGCUCUUCAUUUUGAAGUUAAAGAAGCUGUGAAGUUCGUUUAUGUUUUCGAGAACAUUUCUUUUCUGCAUGUGUCAGGCAUGGAGAGUGAUGAUGAGAUAAGACGAGUACCGGAGAUUGGAGGUGAGACCACCGGCCCCGCAACCUCUGGCCGGGAGGGUAGUUCUGUCUUGGCCAAGCCCUCGGCAAGCGGUUCAAAGAGGAGAGGGAGAAGCCCAGCUGACAAAGAGAACAAGAGGUUGAAAAGGAAGUGUAUUGGAAAUGGACUGAUCAUGCACUUGGGUUGUUUGGUUGGAGCUUUUGGGUGUAUUUUCGCAAUCACACCCAAAGAGAAAGAUAUUAGCUUUAGGUUGAAAAAGCAAAGAUUAUUGAGGAACAGAGUUUCAGCACAGCAAGCAAGGGAACGGAAGAAGCAAUACUUGAUUGAUCUGGAGGCUAGGGUUAAAGAGUUGGAAACUAAUAAUACCGAGCUUGGGGAGAGGGUUUCUACUUUGCAAAAGGAGAACCAAAUGCUCAGACAGAUACUGAAGAACACGACUAGUAGCUCGCAAGAGGGGAGAAAUUGGUAUCAGCAGUCAGUACGAUUCGCGAUGCCUCCGGGACGACAAGAUGCCGCAAACGAACGACGUGACGCAACCUUCAAGAUCGGUUUCAACAGAUCGACUACCGAUUUGAACAGUUGGAUGUGCAUGAACCGUGCCGUUGGCGACCGGGGUGUGCGCGGGGGAGUUAACGGAGGAAGUGGAGGUCGUGGUCCAGGCGGGGCGCCCCGUCGGCGAUCUCCACAAUCGCCGUCCGGCGAUGCAGACGGGGAGGAGACCAUAUCGGAGCAACAAAGUACAAUUUUUGAGGAAGAUGACGGGCCAUUGUACGACGGUCCGCCGAUCUUUGAUGAAGAGCCUCCAGUGACGGAAAAAAAUCUUUGCGGGGACACGGGAAUCGAAGAGGAUGCAGUUGUCUGCGUGGGUGGCAAUGACUACAAAAUUCGUAGUGGAUCGGUGUCAAUUGAUGUAGAUUCAGAUAUUGCUGCAUCCAUUGCUUAUGAUUCUUGUGAUAAGUGGUAUCACGUUUUUUGUGUGGGAUUUGAUCCUGAAGGCCGUUGUGCUUGUUCAUGGUUGUGGCCAAGGUGUAUUGAUACAAUGUCUUUAUCUGGAAGGGUCUUGGUAUCUAUUGUUGAUGUUGGUGAGACAGCUGUAGACGUAUCCCUGUCUGAUGAAAAUCAAGAGAGUGUUGUACUGGUUGAGCAACAUUCAACCUUCGUAUUCGAUUGGGGAAAACGUCGGACGAUUCCUGUCAUGUGGACAUUUCCAACGAGAUCGGGUCGGAUUCGAGGGCGAAUCCUCCUCAACCGGAGGAGAAUGAUGCAGAAUAAUAUCUAUUAUUAA
Striga asiatica is the source of this 1815-nucleotide messenger RNA. The record is from the annotation of a GenBank genome assembly. NCBI's taxonomy places the organism in Eukaryota, Viridiplantae, Streptophyta, Magnoliopsida, Lamiales, Orobanchaceae.